Lepisosteus oculatus (spotted gar) is the source of this 4268-nucleotide messenger RNA. RefSeq names its product RAB8A, member RAS oncogene family (gene rab8a). Gene Ontology annotation, biological process: protein secretion; protein localization to plasma membrane; cilium assembly. NCBI's taxonomy places the organism in Eukaryota, Metazoa, Chordata, Actinopteri, Semionotiformes, Lepisosteidae. Gene Ontology annotation, molecular function: GTP binding; GTPase activity. Gene Ontology annotation, cellular component: endosome; trans-Golgi network transport vesicle; dendritic spine. The record is from RefSeq and is a predicted model, not a curated record.
GCAGAGUGCCGGGCGGGAUUUCCGCAAUCGCGAGUAAUAUGGCGAAGACUUACGAUUACUUGUUUAAACUACUGCUAAUCGGGGAUUCGGGAGUUGGGAAGACCUGCGUUUUGUUCAGAUUUUCAGAGGAUGCCUUUAACUCAACGUUUAUCUCCACUAUAGGUAUUGACUUUAAAAUUAGAACAAUAGAACUAGAUGGGAAGAAGAUUAAGCUACAGAUAUGGGAUACAGCAGGGCAGGAGCGAUUCCGAACCAUCACAACGGCUUACUACAGAGGAGCCAUGGGCAUUAUGUUAGUAUAUGACAUCACCAAUGAGAAAUCAUUUGACAACAUCAAGAACUGGAUACGGAACAUUGAAGAGCAUGCGUCGGCGGAUGUGGAGAAGAUGGUUCUGGGAAACAAGUGCGAUGUCAACGAGAAACGGCAGGUCUCUAAAGAACGAGGAGAGAAGUUGGCGUUGGAGUAUGGGAUAAAGUUCAUGGAGACCAGUGCAAAGGCCAACAUCAAUGUGGAAAAUGCGUUUUUAACACUUGCCAGAGAUAUCAAAGCAAAAAUGGACAAGAAAUUGGAGGGGAACAGCCCCCAAGGCAGCAACCAGGGAGUGAAGAUCACCUCAGAUCAACAGAAGAAAAGCAGUUUCUUCCGAUGUGACCUGCUGUGAGGACCAUGGCCUUACUGUCCGCCCCCUGGUGGCCGGACCGAACUGGACUGUGCUUUUUUUGCUCAGAGCGCGCUCUCUCUCCCCCUCUGGCUCUAUUGCUGUCUCCUUUUCUCCGUGGGCUCGCCCCCCCCCCCCAUCCUCCGCACCUGUCCUACCCUUCCGCGUAGCGGAUGGCCGCACAAGACCCUCCUCUUCGUUUCCUGACCUGACGGGUUUUUGCUCUUUAUUUUCUUCUCCAGCCAUGGGGGGGGCUGGGGGGCUGAUCUAAAGCAGAUACGAAUUCUGUCAACUGCCUCAGGCCGGGUGUGAUGGCCUCCUGUUGAUUGGUUUCCCAGCAUUCCUCAACACCAGAGUUCUUUUUUUUGCACGUUUCUGUUUUAGCAUCCUGCGUUCGUGAUCUUUUGCCCCUUAGCAUUUACACCUCCACCAAAGUUCACUGAGGUCUGGAGCAGAGUUGCAUAUGAUUAGAGAUGGAGAGAUAAUAUCUCUGAGCCACACUGGAUGAGAUGAUUCCAUCAUAUUAGACCGUUGUAAUUUUUUAGAAAUGGCCAGCAAAGAUCGAACUAACCCAGCUAAUCUGCUUUAAGAAUAGAGUGGCUUACCAGACGUUUUUUUCCAUAAUGAGUUCUUACAUUUUGAAUGAAUCAAUGCUGGCGAACAUUGUAAUGUGUAAAAUUGUCAUUCUCUUUUUCAUGAUUGGAAGUGUUAGGCCAUUUUAGUCAUUGCAAGGUACACGUUUUUUUUUAAAAAGAUUCUAUGCCCCAGCGUAAUAGCUUGUGGCCUCCAAACCGGUUUAGACCUUGGGCUGGGAUUUUCUCUGCCGUAUCUUCACCAGAGGUGUUUGCAGAAGUUGUUCUUGAUGAUGCAUAGUUAUCACUGGGUGCUGCUUUUUUAAUCUCAAGUUGGCACAGGAGCUCUUGGCUCAGAAGCCUGGAGCAAAGCAGGGUUCGUUGUAUACAUUCCUCGACAAUCUUUAGUCGUAAAACGUUUUGUUUAUCAAACGUCAAUCGCCUACAUCACAUUUUGUCAUUUAAAAUGGUGUUUUCAAGUGUCAUUUCACCGCACUUCUAUCACCUUAAAAAAGAAUUUUAUGCCCACUGACUUGAAACUUAAGUCUCUUUUUUUUUUUGGGAAAUCAAGUUUACAUUCCAUGUGUUCACUGAAGUUGAGUUAUUGAAGGAUUUUUUUUUACUGCCUGCCAGGUCUUAAUUAUUUCAUAGUGGAGACUGAAAUUGCGUUUUUUGAUAAUGAAACUUAAUACAAUUUUUCCGUCUUUUUUUCUUUCCAAUGGUUAUUGUAGCUUUUACCACUCACCACUGCUAUUCGGAUUCUUGGGUUGCUUCAGAUUGCUCCCUUGUAGGACGCCGUUUAAUUUAUUACAUGUGAUCGAAGUGUUUUUUUUUUGCCUUACCAUGUAUAAAGUUGAGCGUACUGCAGGAUCACACCAUAGGCCUCCAACAGGCAACAGAGCCCUAAAGAGUCUUGACCAAAAAGCAGUGUGGGAACUCGGAUAUCAAUGUAGAUGCAUGGAGUUAAAGUGUUUUUAUCAUCAAUAUGAGUGCAGAACCUUAACCUGCAUUCCACAAGUUAGGUCAGUGCUUGUUUUGCAGACCACUUUCUUACAACCGUUAGCAAAAGAAAACAACCUUUCCUUGGCUUUUCAGGUGCGCAUCUGUGUUUCUUCCCUUGUCCACUUUAUCUGUACUUGCACUCCUGAUGCUUCUUUUUUUUUUUAAAGCCAAGUAUUCGUUUUGAAAGCGCUGAAUUGGGGAAAUGUUCACUUUGGGUUUUGAUCUAAAUAUAUUGAAAUCAGCCAGUAUCCCCGGGAAUCGCGAUCUCCAAUAUUUGAUCAGCUGGUUCUUCUCAGAUUUCUGUGGCACCGUGAUUUUUCUGCCUGUGUCAUUAUGCGUGACGUGCUUGCCCUCGUUUCAGCUUCCUGGCUUUCACCCACAGUAGCAGAGAUCUGUCUUAUGGCACCUCCCAAACUUUUAUGAAAUGCUGGAAACCAUGCUGUAAAUGAGGAUCACUUUGGUAGAACAAAAUCAUUCCUGCAAGGGAGAAAGCCAAAGUCUGCUUUUUUUUAAAAAAAAAGUCAAUAAAAAAUUAUAUUUUAAGAAAAGAGUAUUGUUUCAGACAUAACCCCAUUUUUUUGCUUUGAAUGUUGUAAUGGGACUAAGUGUUACUUAGCAUCUUGAUUCCUGUUAAUUGUUUUUGGAAAACAGUCUUAAGUGUUGCUGUACUGACCUCUCUUGGGCUCCUGUGUCAGACUGGUUGGGGUUUCUACACGAAGCACGAUGUGUAUUGAAGCUGUCACAAGGGCCAGCUGUUGCUGAAGAAUCUAGAAAAGAAUGUUUUUUUUUUCUUCCAAGGACAGAGUUCUAAAUGCAGUAUUUCAUAGUUGCAUAUUGUUUUCUUCCACGGCUUAAAAAAAAAAUACCGUGACCAUUAUCGUAGAUACAUUUACUUUCGGUAUGGUUUCCCCAGAGGAUAUUUCCUUGUUAUUUCAAAGGGCACUAUAUUUAUGUAAAGAAAUCUGUAGAAGAGGCCUGUCCGAUUUUGAUCCCCACUUUAUUUGAUUUGGAUCCGCCAAUUCCGCAAACCAGGCAAAACGUCGUUUUGCAACAAAACAGUACGGAGCCAUUUAAAAAAAAAAGGUCAAGCAAAUGUUCAGAGUCAUCCGGACGGACUGACCCAGUCGGUGUUGGAGCCUGGUUCCCGUAUUGAAAGUACACACAGAUGUUUCCUCCACGCUUUGAUGGCGAUGUGUCCUUCUGCGGUAUGUGGGCACUGUGCGUCUUUGGAUGGGUGGGCGUUCUCUUCCAGUAGAGGGGAUUUGUGGAAAUAAAGUGCAGAUGAGAGUAGAGUGACAAGAUGUGGUUAAUGGCAUACCUCUUCCACACUCUAGGUGGCAGUGCAGGGACUUUUAAUGUCGAAUUGGAAAGAAAAAUACCCCCUAUAUACCCCGUUUUCUUUUCUGUCUUGGAUAUCAUUUAUGUGCUGGUGUUAUGUUGUGAAUUCUGCUUUCUUGGAAGAUGAACUAAGGACCACAAAGUUUUCGUUUUGAGAGGAGGGGAUUUCAAAGAAGAGAACGUCUUUAUUAGCUGCGAGCCUGUAGUAGGAGAAAGGAAAUUCAGAUUGGUAAUCGGUCGAGCCCGCUACGCUUCUGGGUCCUAGAAUGCUUUAAGGUUGCAAGUCGUUUGGAAGGUGAAGUGCCCGUUGUGUUUUUCUCGUGAUGGUCAAGAAUAUUAAAGUGGCCUCUUGUCGCAGUUUUUUUUUUUUCAAAAACAUCGCUGCUGCGGAAGAGAGAGAUUGGAGGAGUGCGUUGUGGCAUGUCUGUAACUCUCCCCAUGAAAUCCAGUUUGCCUUCACCUCCGUUUAAGAAGUGAGAAGGGGAGAGGAUCUCUCUUUCUGCUGGGGUAUGGCUGGCUUUCCAAAUGUUAAAAUAACUCUGUGCUUGGCCUUGCCUGUUGAGAACUCCUCAUCAACCCUGUGGAAAACCAUGUUACUGUCUUAAACCACCUCAGAUACUUGAUUUCCAUUCUUCUUUGGAGCUAUGUGUCAUGUAACUUAAUCACAGAAGACCUCAGCCUGUGUGUAAAAAAAAAA